AUGCAGUAUAUUAAAGACGAGUGGCACCACCUAAAGAAUAGCCAAAGGGCAAAUCGAUCCAAAGGGGCUUUGUCUCUCCCUAUUGCUCAUUUCUCACCCCUGACUCUGGCUAGAUCCAGACCAGCUCCUAACAUAUCCCAUUCUGAUCCCACAGACUGUACCUUGGCUGUACUUGGAAAAUUCUCUAGAGUGAUUGUGCACAUUUCCUCAUUUAUGUUCUGGUCUCAGGAAGAAUUAAAAACACUUUUGAAAUCUGCCGGCUGCAAACUUGUGGUGGUUGAAUUUUCAGCAAAGUGGUGUGGUCCUUGCAAAAAGAUUUGUCCUCUUGUUCAUGCAAUGUCUCUCCAUUACCAAAAUGUUUUAUUUGCUAAUGUGGAUGUCGACGAUUCUCGGGAUCUGGCCCACAUUUGUAAUGUCAGAGUAAUACCCACAUUUCAGUUUUACAAGCAAUCCAAAAAGAUUUUUGAAUUUUGUGGAGCUGAUGCUAGCAAAUUAGAAUUGAAGAUUCAAGAACUAAUGUAACCUGAUCUCCAAGACAAAAUACACUUGCAGCAUUUUAAAGCCCACAGCCAAGUGUUUGUGUUUUCAUUUCCAGCAAAUAUUGUGAUAUUCAACUGUGCUCUCUCCUAAUGCGCUGCAAGUUGAAUUUUCUGCUUGCCGCUC
Molecule: messenger RNA, 663 nt
Organism: Pipistrellus kuhlii (Kuhl's pipistrelle)
Lineage: Eukaryota; Metazoa; Chordata; Mammalia; Chiroptera; Vespertilionidae
Gene: TXNDC8
Product: thioredoxin domain containing 8
Exons: 6
Coding region: 1-522 (173 amino acids)
Source: RefSeq, a predicted model, not a curated record